AUGUUGAGUCCCAUCAACCACACCGACGCCCAGCCACACCGACGCUCAACCACACCGACGCCCAACCACACCGACGCCCAGCCACACCGACGCCCAGCCACACCGACGCCCAGCCACACCGACGCCCAGCCACACCGACGCCCAGCCACACCGACGCUCAACCACACCGACGCCCAGCCACACCGACGCCCAGCCACACCGACGCCCAGCCACACCGACGCCCAGCCACACCGACGCCCAGCCACACCGACGCUCAGCCACACCGACGCUCAACCACACCGACGCCCAGCCACACCGACGCCCAGCCACACCGACGCCCAGCCACACCGACGCCCAGCCACACCGACGCCCAGCCACACCGACGCCCAGCCACACCGACGCCCAGCCACACCGACGCCCAGCCACACCGACGCUCAGCCACACCGACGCCCAGCCACACCGACGCCCCACACCGACGCCCAGCCACACCGACGCCCAGCCACACCGACGCCCACCACACCGCGCCCAGCCACACCGACGCCCAGCCACACCGACGCCACACCGACGCCCAGCCACACCGACGCCCAGCCACACCGACGCCCAGCCACACCGACGCCCAGCCACACAGACGCCCAGCCACACAGACGCCCAGCCACACCGACGCCCAGCCACACAGACGCCCAGCCACACCAUUCAAGUUCAAUCAGGAACGUAAGGUAG
Messenger RNA from Procambarus clarkii (red swamp crayfish), 699 nucleotides. NCBI's taxonomy places the organism in Eukaryota, Metazoa, Arthropoda, Malacostraca, Decapoda, Cambaridae. The record is from RefSeq and is a predicted model, not a curated record.